AUGGGUAAAGUUCACGGAUCUCUCGCCCGUGCCGGCAAGGUCAAGUCUCAGACUCCCAAGGUCGAGAAGCAAGAGAAGACCAAGGUCCCCAAGGGCCGUGCUCUCAAGCGCCUCAAGUACACCCGUCGAUUCGUCAACGUUACCCUCACCGGUGGCAAGAGAAAGAUGAACCCCAACCCCGGCUCUUAA
Messenger RNA from Fusarium poae, 189 nucleotides. RefSeq lists its product as uncharacterized. Gene Ontology annotation, cellular component: ribosome; cytosolic small ribosomal subunit. Gene Ontology annotation, molecular function: structural constituent of ribosome. Bases 1 to 189 code for a protein of 62 amino acids. Gene Ontology annotation, biological process: translation. The transcript has 4 exons. Lineage: Eukaryota; Fungi; Ascomycota; Sordariomycetes; Hypocreales; Nectriaceae. The record is from RefSeq and is a predicted model, not a curated record.